AAACUUCCCUUUUAAUUUCCCCGUCAAAUAGAAAUCACAAAAUUUAGGAACGUGGAUAAUGUAGCUUCCGUUCAUCACCCCUUUUCUCUUCUCUUUAUUUAUUUACGCUUGUUCACUCCCAAAUAACAGAAAAGAACAUCGAGAUCAAUGGCGUCGACUACUAGUAUAAUUAAAGGUGGAUUCUCAUGCGGCAACACAUUGUCUUCGUUUAGGGCGAGACCAAGGCGGAUGGUGGUUCGUGCGGAAGCUGUAAAUCCAGAUAUUAGGAAGGAUGAAGAAAAAGUGGUGAACUUUAAACCUCUUACUCCUUACUGCAGGUGUUGGAGGUCUGGGACUUUUCCUCUAUGUGACGGAAGCCACGUGAAGCAUAAUAAGGCAACUGGAGAUAACGUUGGACCUCUGCUAUUGAAGAAGUAGUAAGCUAGUAAAUGGCUGUGGUACCAUGUUAGUCCCUAGUUUAUGCAACCUCUUGAAGCCUAUUUCCCUAGUACUUUUUUUCUCUAUGUACCAUUUAUUGAAGAGAUGUACCAUGUUAGUCCCUAGAAUAAAACUUGUUAAAACUGGAAGUACUUGCAAUAUUUAUCCUUUCCCAGCAGUAGUUCUACUUAUGCUAGAACAUGAUCACAUUGUAAUUUCAACCAUGCUAUUUUACAGAAACUUCUCGAACCCUGUGAGAUAUUGACUAUAAUUUUCAUACAGACCAGUUAAUAAGAUUGGGGAGUUAACAAGUCUUAUCAUUCGA
Capsicum annuum is the source of this 742-nucleotide messenger RNA. Its product is annotated as CDGSH iron-sulfur domain-containing protein NEET. Gene Ontology annotation, molecular function: 2 iron, 2 sulfur cluster binding. The record is from RefSeq and is a predicted model, not a curated record. NCBI's taxonomy places the organism in Eukaryota, Viridiplantae, Streptophyta, Magnoliopsida, Solanales, Solanaceae. Gene Ontology annotation, cellular component: mitochondrial outer membrane; intracellular membrane-bounded organelle. Gene Ontology annotation, biological process: regulation of autophagy.